This is a messenger RNA of Phytophthora nicotianae INRA-310, 1677 nucleotides long. RefSeq lists its product as hypothetical. Gene Ontology annotation, molecular function: structural molecule activity. The record is from RefSeq and is a predicted model, not a curated record. The transcript is spliced from 2 exons. The coding region runs from base 1 to 1428 and encodes 475 amino acids. Lineage: Eukaryota; Oomycota; Peronosporomycetes; Peronosporales; Peronosporaceae. Gene Ontology annotation, biological process: COPII-coated vesicle cargo loading; intracellular protein transport; endoplasmic reticulum organization. Gene Ontology annotation, cellular component: endoplasmic reticulum exit site; COPII vesicle coat.
AUGGCUGCGGAAGGACGCCUGGAUAUUGCUGCCAAGUACGCACGCUUCCCGGAUCUGAGUUGCGCGAUUUUGAAGGACCGCAUUUACAACGCGUACCCCACACAGGGCUACCAGCCACCUCCGUUCCCGUUCGAUGUGGUUCAGGUUCAGACGCAGGCACAGAUUCAGCAGCAACAGCAACAACGUCAGGCUGCUCAGCAGCAGAGAGGCUACGGUAACAAACCCGCAUAUGGAGCUGGAAGGAACCAGUAUGGUGCUCCUGCUGCACCAACGCCAACUCCUGCCGCCGCUCCGAUGCCUACGCCUGGCGCCUAUGGUGGCCAAGCUGCGGGUUAUCAACCGAAACAACAUACACCGGCUCCGACGCCAGCUUACCCUGGCCGUCCUGGUGGCUACCAGUCGGCACCUCAGCAACCAGCAUACCCGGCCACGCAUGGUCUGCCUCCGCAAGCGCAGCAGCCCGGUGGAUACCCCAACCAGCAGCCUGCAGGAUACCCGAACCAGCAGCAGCCCGCAUACCCAGGUCAGUCAACGCCGUCGCCAUACCCAGGAAACGCGGCGCCGACGCCAUUCCCGGGCCAAUCCACAGCUUCUCCAGCGUUCCCUGGCCAAGCGCAGCAGCACCAGCCACCCCCACAGCAGCCUGGUUACACCCGUCCGCAGCAGCCAGGCUUCCCAGGCCAGCAUCUGCCCCAACCAGGUUUCCCGUCAGGCCCCCCGUCGUCGUCAGGUAGCCGUCAGCAGAUGUACUCAGGUCCUCCGUCUACAGGCGCACCUCACGUGUCCGGACCUUCUCCGGCGUACGGUGGUGCUCCUCGUCCCGGAACAGGCUUCGGCGCGCCACCUGCCCCAGCUUCUCCAUCCAUUCCUCAAGGUACGGGGAUAAAUCCACUUGCUGCUGCGAUGGGGUCAUCGCGCAUUGCCAAGCCUUCUGUUGAUAUGAGCUCCCACCAACGCGAUGGGUUCGUCAGCAGUGUGGGCAACAAGGAACUGACUCUGAAAUAUGGGAAUGCUACCACAGCCUCUCUCUCGCCCGUUGCAAGCGCUGCCCCGAAGGUUGGCGAGUUCCCUCCGGAUGUUGUGCCCGGUAGCACAGAGAACGUCGGUCCACAGGAUCUCCCUAUUGUAAACGCGUUCAACGACCUCGUGAGUCAACUUCAGGGCCUCCCUCUCACUAUGAUGGAACAGAAGCAACUGCAGGAGAUUCAGAAGGGCAAGGAGAUCAUGUUAACCAAGCUCAACAUCGGCGCUUUGUCGCCCGACGUUGUGUCCCGACUGCAUGAGAUGGUGGCGUGCUUCGGACAGCGCGAUUUUGGCAGCGCACAGACCAUCUACGUGGCUCUUACGGCCUCAGAUUGGGCGCAACACAAGGACUGGCUGCGUGGACUCAAGUCACUCAUCCACAUCUCCAUGAAGCGUUUUAGAUAAGCAGUCCACACAGGCGAAUGUGGGUACAGGACAGUAAGCAGAUACAGGUCACCAAGUGAAGUGAUCGCAUAGGUCCACCGUGAGCCCAAUGCAGAUAAAACUAGGAAGUGUUUGUGAGCCUUGUAGCUGCGUGCAGAGUCCUACUACGUACGUGUACGUAGUCGAGCGUAGAAUCUAUCUAGCGAGCCGCACUGUAGACGAAUCUGGAUGUAUGCAACGAGUGGUUCGGGACCCGAAUCGGGUACAGCU